This is a messenger RNA of Ochotona curzoniae (black-lipped pika), 1270 nucleotides long. RefSeq lists its product as uncharacterized. The transcript has 2 exons. The record is from RefSeq and is a predicted model, not a curated record. Lineage: Eukaryota; Metazoa; Chordata; Mammalia; Lagomorpha; Ochotonidae. The coding region runs from base 134 to 1045 and encodes 303 amino acids. Gene Ontology annotation, cellular component: membrane.
AGUUCCUCCCAGGGCCCUCAAAGAGACUCCAGCUGUUCUUGCAUCAUCUUUUUGCUGGACAGGAGAGCUCAUUGUUGUGCCUGCAUUGAAGACCCCACUGGUAGAGCAAGGAGCCACCCCACUCCUGACGACCAUGAACUUGUCCGCUGAGCUCUGCAACAUAUCUGACUGGUUGAGGCUAGAAGCAGCGGUGAAGACCUCUAUCUAUGUGGUCACCUUCUCCUUUGCCAUGUCCAUCACCAUCAUCGUCGUGGCGAUCGUGCGGCAGAGUUCGGAGCUGAGGAAACAAGUUCGCUACCUCCUCCUUUGCCAUCACCUCCUGUGCAUCUCCUCCUACUGUGGCCUGGGGGUUGUUUUCCAGGGCAUGCGGGCCCUGCUGGCCCAUAGCCCCCUGCUCAUAUGCUGGGUGGUGUUUGGGGCACAGCUAAGUGUCGGAGAAGGGAUUCUCUUCACCUUGGCUUUGAUGGCUCUCAAUGCUUACCUGGCCAUCUGCUGGCCACUGACCACUCUGUCCUUUGUGGAGUCAGUGAAGUAUAGGGUUCUGACUGGGGCAUGGGCCAUCAUUGUCUUCAAGAAUGUCUGUUUGUUUUUCAUAGAGGGUGCUAGUUCCACAGCAGGCGCCGUGUUCAAGUCCGAACCCUUCUGCCCUGUCAUCUUGAACGGCACCCCUGCCCGAGCCAUUGGCAUGAUUUUCCUCUUCCUUCUUUUGUCUGUCAUUCUGAUCAGUUACUCACUGAUAUAUCAAGAAGGGAAAAGGGCUGGCCAUUUCAACAGGGCCAACGUCAAGGCCAGGAGAAGGGUCCUUACUCACCUUAUACAGAUAAGUUUGCAUAUUAUCCCCACACUUCUUUUCAUAGGAUUGGGAAAGAAGUGUGGGCUUUUCUUCUUUGCUUUGAAUUUAGUGCUUUUUGGUGUCUUUGCAUUUGCCCAAUGUUUUAACCCUCUGGUCUACGGGCUCCAGGAUGGAGAACUGCAAAGCAGGUGGCAUCGCCAGCUAUGCUUCCAGCUGGGCUGCAGUCAUGUGACAAGCAGAAGGCCAGUUUAGUCACUAAUUUUAGUCCUUAUGGACUCUGUCUUUGGCUUGACCUAACACAGGUCCAACACUGAAAUUCAGUCACAUGGCUGGUUAGAAAUGAAUUCUAAUGGGGAAGUUAUGUCCCCAUCUAACAGUUGAGAUCUAAUAUUAAGAGGGUUUGUGUACUGGAAAGCAAAAUUAUGUCAGGCACAAUUUUCCCUUCAACCAAAUAAAGUGUAAAGUGAGACAAUCGCA